GUUUCAAAUACACAGAGGAAGAUAAAAGAGUUUCUCUUGUCCACAAUCUCUCUCUCUCUUUCUAGUUCUACUUCUAGAAAAGUGGAUAGAGGUUGUCUCUUAGGUUGAAGCCAAAGAAGGAAGUUUAUAUAUAUAUUUAUACACAUGCAGAAAUCAAAGAUGGAGGUUAAUUAGGAUUAUAUAUAUAGAGGCUCAUUUCUUGUUUCAGUGAUGAUGAGCAAAGACAUGCUUCAUCAGCAACAACAAGAGGAGAAUAUGUCGAAUCUAACAUCAGCCUCUGGGGAUCAAGCAAGUGCCUCUUCAGGAAACAGAACUGAAGCAAGCGGUUCUAAUUACUUUCCUCAUCAUCAACUACAACAAGAAGAACAACAACAGUUCUUUGCUCCUGAAUCUCAGCCUCCAAAGAAGAAAAGAAACCAACCAGGGAAUCCAGACCCAGAAUCAGAAGUGAUUGCUUUGUCACCAAAAACACUAAUGGCAACAAACAGAUUCGUCUGUGAGAUCUGCAACAAAGGAUUCCAAAGAGACCAGAAUCUACAGCUUCAUAGGAGAGGUCACAAUCUGCCAUGGAAGCUGAAGCAACGAUCCAACAAAGAAGUGAUAAGGAAGAAAGUGUAUGUUUGUCCAGAAACAAGCUGUGUCCACCAUGACCCAUCUCGAGCCCUCGGUGACUUAACCGGAAUCAAGAAGCAUUUCUGCAGAAAACAUGGAGAGAAGAAGUGGAAAUGUGACAAAUGUUCAAAGAAAUAUGCUGUUCAAUCAGAUUGCAAGGCUCAUUCUAAGACUUGCGGCACCAAAGAAUACAGAUGUGACUGUGGCACUCUCUUUUCUAGGAGAGAUAGUUACAUAACUCAUAGAGCAUUUUGUGAAGCACUAGCCGAAGAGACUGCCAAAGAAGUAGUAGCACCACAAAACCAGAAUCAUCAACCAAACCCUCUUAUGAUUCACCAAGCACAACCAAACAUGAACAUCUCUUCCUCGUCUUCCUCUUCCCACAACAUCAUCAAUAGUCUUCACGUCGCAACCAACAAUAAUGGUAGUAAUAAUAGUAACUGUAGCAGCAACCAUCUCCAUACAUUUCCCAUGAAGAAAGAGCAACAACAAACCAAUGAUCAAAUCAUCAAUUACCACCACCAUGGCGUCCCUUCUUGGCUUGCUCCUCAGCCACAAGAUCUCACAUAUUCAAACCCUAACCCUAGUAAUGAUGGACGAGGAGGUUUGUUCUCUCAUGCAGCUUCUCCGGCUAUGUCAGCCACCGCAUUACUCCAAAAAGCAGCACAAAUGGGUUCCACAAAAACAAACCCUUUGCCACAAACCAUAGACUUCGAUAGUUCAGCUCAUCACAACAACCUCACCACGACAAUGGCGGCGAUGAUGACGUCACCGUCUGGAUUCAUGAGCUCAAACAAUAACGAUCAAGUUUUGUUUCAAGACUACAACGCCUCCAUGUUAAACCAUCACGGUGGAGAAGAAGCCUUCGAAGACACAUUGGACGGGCUCUUGAGGACAAACGCUGAUACUACAACCGCAGGAUCAGACAAGAAUAAAAGCGGUGAAGGCGGUGGAGGAAGAGAGGGUUUAACGAGAGACUUCUUGGGGCUAAGACCGUUGAUGUCUCAUAACGAGAUUCUAAGUUUUGCCGGUCUCGGGAAUUGUAUCAGUGACGCUGCUUCCGAUCACCUUCAUCCAAAGCCUUGGCAGGGCACGAAAGUGGGAUCCAACAAUAGAUAAAGACGCAUCAUUCAUCGAGUUUGCUAGGUGGCGUUUCUGAAACUUUUGUACAUCAGUACAUGCCACACAUGGCCACAACUUUAUAAUAUGUACACAUUAAAUUAAACGUUCAUUAAAUUGAUGAUUAAUUUAGUUU
Messenger RNA from Eruca vesicaria subsp. sativa (arugula), 1867 nucleotides. The record is from the annotation of a GenBank genome assembly. Lineage: Eukaryota; Viridiplantae; Streptophyta; Magnoliopsida; Brassicales; Brassicaceae.